AUGAGACACAAUCAUCUGGUGUGUCAGACACCUCCCACUGUCACUGUUCAUGCAAAACUGAGUGCAUACAGAUCACAUCAGCAAAAAAAACUCAUUAGACUAAAGCGGCCCGCUUUUAAAGACCAUGAAGAAAACUAUGAAAAGAAAGUUCCUAGCCAUAAAUAUCAGUGUCCAAAGGCACCACGUCUAGUUAUUCAUCGCCCGGAAAUGACAGCUUUCUUUAAAUUAUUUGAUGACGAUCUAAUCCAAGACUUCCUUUGGAUGGACUGUUGCUGUAAAAUUGCAGACAAGUAUCUCUUGGCAAUGACUUUCAUUUAUUUCAAGAGGGCUAACUUCACAAUUAAUGAGCAUACAAGAAUCAACUUCUUCGUCGCUCUGUAUCUGGCAAAUACAGUUGAAGAAGACGAUGAAGAAUCAAAGUACGACAUUUUUCCAUGGGCUUUGGGAAAAGCCUGGAGAAAGCUCUUCCCUGAUUUCUUAAAGUUAAGAGAUCAGCUAUGGAGCAGAAUUGACUACAGGGCUAUUGUAAGCAGACGCUGCUGUGAAGAGGUGAUGGCUAUUGCUCCAACGCACUACAUAUGGCAGCGAGAACGUUCCGUGCACCACAGUGGAGCUGUGAGAAACUACGACGAUCAAGUACAGCUGCCCCGAGGGCCUAGUGCUACUCCUGCAGACUGCUUGCUUUGUGGCAAGAAAGGAAGAUUUGUACGACUAGGAUUAUCAUCAUCUUCCUCCUCAUCUACUGGCACUUUGGAUAUGAUGGAAUUACCUUCAUCCCAGGAUUCGAAGGGCACCUUUCGAACUGAGAAGAUGCUUGUUGACUCUUCUUUUUACUAUGGCCAAGAUGGUCAGAGCCUGUCCAGCAAAAGGAGACGUAGCACCUCGAACCAAGACAAAUCCAUGGAGUGGUUUACAAGCAACAAAGAAUGA
Molecule: messenger RNA, 930 nt
Organism: Eurypyga helias (sunbittern)
Lineage: Eukaryota; Metazoa; Chordata; Aves; Eurypygiformes; Eurypygidae
Gene: SPDYA
Product: speedy/RINGO cell cycle regulator family member A
Exons: 6
Coding region: 1-930 (309 amino acids)
Biological process (GO): positive regulation of cyclin-dependent protein serine/threonine kinase activity
Molecular function (GO): protein kinase binding
Source: RefSeq, a predicted model, not a curated record